AUGGUGUGCCAGACUCAGGCACUUCAGUCUGACGUGUGGAAUUCCCAGCCUAUUCUUUCUAAAUAUUAUCAGUGGGGUGACUUCAUCUAUGGAGGCAUUAUUUUUCAGUCAGUCUUCCUAUCAGCUGUACAGAACUUCAGGACACAACCUUUCGGUCAGCUACCAAAAAAUAGUAUAAUAACCGAGAACUAUCAGAACAUCUUGGCUUUAGAUUUUGCUGCAAAAGAGAUCAAUCGAAAUCCUCACAUGUUACCCAAUGUUACAAUGGGAUUCAAUAUUUACGAUGAUGGUUUGAAUGCAAGGUGGACCAAUCAGGCUACAAUGAAACUUAUUUCUUCAAGCAAUAGAUUUGUCCCCAAUUACAAAUGUAGCAUCCAGGACACUUUGUUGGCCGUGAUUGAAAAUCUGAGCUCUUACUUUUCAUAUGAGGUACAAAAUGCCUUUGGUAUCUACAAGAUCCCACAGCUCAUGUAUGCCUGUUCUUCAGCUGAAACUAAAUAUACCAGUCCUCUAUCCAUCCAUCAAAUGGUUCCAAAUGCAGCCCAUCAAUACAGAGGGAUUAUCCAGUUACUACUGCAUUUCAAGUGGAGAUGGAUUGGAUUCUUUGCUGCAAAUGAGGAUAUUUUAGAGUGGUUUGUGAAGAAAAUACUUGCAGAAUUUUCUUUAAGUGGCAUCUGUUUUUCUGUCAUUGAAUUAUUCACCAGUAUUUCUUAUGAUACCAGCAGGGGAGAGAUAAUGAAAUCUGCAGCAGCAUUUUUUGAGAAAGUCACUAAUAAUAAAGCCAAUGUUUCAGUCAUUUUUGGAGAAAUACAUACAAUGGUAACAUUGAGAUGGUGGCUAGAUCAUGAAAGCAGACAAACAGUGCAAAAGUCAAAAGGAAAGGUCUGGAUUCUGACAGCUGGGAUGGAACUAAAAAAUGUGGGCAAUGGGAGAACCUGGGAUACACAACAAUUGCAUGGUGUUUUAUCCUUUGUGAUUCACUCCAAUGAACUUCCAGGAUUCCAGCAAUUUCUUCAGAAGACAACUCCUUCCAGUUCUAAUGGAGAUGGUUUCAUUGAAGAGUUUUGGAGUCAGGCAUUUGGAUGUACUUUUCAGGGUUCUCUUCAGAACAAUGUGGGUGGAAAUACCUGCACAGGAGAAGAGAAAUUGGAGAGCAUUCCUGAGCAUGUCUUCCCAAUGAGCAUAACAAGCCAGAGCUAUAGCAUUUACAAUGCUGUCUAUGCUGUGGCUCACGCUUUACAUGUCAUGUAUUCCUCCAGAUUCAAAACCAAAACAAUGGCAAAGAUGGACAAGAAGGAACUUCAGAAUCAAGUGGUGUGGCAACUCCAUUCCUUUCUGAAAUCUGUCUCAUUCAACAACAGUGCUGGAGAAAAACUUCACUUUGAUGAGAAUGGGAAGCUUGUUGCAGGGUUUGACAUUAUAAAUUGGGUCACAUUUCCAAAUAACUCUUUCAUUGGAGUGAAAGUUGGAAGGAUGGAUCCCCGGUUUCCUCCAGAUGAAGAAUUCCGUAUUGAUGAGGAUGCCAUUGUGUGGCACAGCUGGUUCAAUCGGGUACAGCCCCUCUCUGUGUGUAAUCCCAGUUGCCAACCUGGUUACAAGAAGGAAAAGAAGGAAGGAGAGCCCUUAUGUUGCUAUGAUUGCAUUCCAUGUCUAGAAGGGUGGAUAUCUGACAUGGAAGAUUUGGAUGACUGUUUCAAAUGCCCAGAUGAUCACUAUGCAAAUAUGGGCCAGAAUUCAUGUAUUCCCAAGACUAUAACAUUCUUAUCUUAUGAAGAACCUCUGGGCAUAAGUUGUGUCAUUUGUUCUCUUUCAUUUUCUUUGAUAGUGGCUAUGAUGUUAAGAUUGUUUGUGAAGCAUCAUAAUACUCCCAUAGUGAAAGCCAACAACCGGGAUCUCACCUACACUCUUCUCAUCUUGCUCCUCCUCUGUUUCCUUUGCACAUUGCUCUUCAUUGGUCAGCCUAAGAGGAUAACAUGUCUUUUUCGUCAAACUGCCUUCAGCAUAAUCUUCACAAUGGCUGUUUCCACUGUAUUGGCAAAGACUAUCACAGUGGUUCUAGCUUUCAUGGCCACACAGCCAGGAUCUAGGAUCAAGAAAUGGAUGGGGAGAAAACUGACGAGUUCCAUUGUUUUUUCUUGCUCCAUGGUCCAAGCGGGCAUUUGUCUUUUAUGGUUGACAGCCUCUCCCCCUUUUCCAGAGAUUGAUAUGCAUUCAUCAAAAGAAGAAAUUGUUUUGCAAUGCAAUGAGUCAUCAUCUGUAAUGUUUUUCUGUGUCCUGGGCUACAUGGGCUUUCUGGCCAUUGCAAGCUUCACUGUGGCUUUUUUAGCUCGGAAGCUACCAGAUAGUUUUAAUGAAACAAAAUGCAUUACUUUCAGCAUGUUGGUGUUUUGCAGUGUUUGGCUGUCCUUUUUUCCAAGCUACCUGAGCAGUAAGGGAAAGUCUAUGGCAGCUGUGGAAGUCUUCUCCAUCUUAGCUUCCAGUGCUGGAUUGCUAUGUUGCCAGUUUUCCCCCAAAUGUUAUAUUAUUUUGUUGAAGCCUGAACUGAACAAAAAGGAGAAUUUUUUAAAGAGGAAACAUUGA
This is a messenger RNA of Sceloporus undulatus (fence lizard), 2580 nucleotides long. Its product is annotated as vomeronasal type-2 receptor 26-like. Gene Ontology annotation, biological process: G protein-coupled receptor signaling pathway. Gene Ontology annotation, cellular component: membrane. The record is from RefSeq and is a predicted model, not a curated record. Bases 1 to 2580 code for a protein of 859 amino acids. Lineage: Eukaryota; Metazoa; Chordata; Lepidosauria; Squamata; Phrynosomatidae. The transcript is spliced from 6 exons. Gene Ontology annotation, molecular function: G protein-coupled receptor activity.